AUGUACGGUGAGCUAGGAAACAAACUGGUCCAACACGCCAAACGUACCCAAUCGCUCAUCCACCUACCGCCGUACCAGACCGAGCUCGUGCGGGCCGUCGCGCGCGAAGUGCGCGACCUCGACCGCGAUGUCGCGCGGCUCCUCGAACCCUUCGGCGGCAGCUUCAACCCCUCCGCGGACCCGGCGACCGCGUGCGCCCUCCUGGUCGACCACAUCUGCACGCGCCGCAACAAGCGCUGUCUCCUUGCGUACCACCGCGUGCGCACGGAGAAACUCGAGGAGUUGUGCUGGAAUGGCGUUGAUGUGCUGGAGCAGCAGCUGCCUGCCGAGGAGGGCGGCAUGCAUGGGCCGAUGAGCUCGCAGAGCGGGAACCAUAGCUCGCUGAGUCCGGAGGAGGAGGAGUAUUUUCGGCAGUAUAGUGAUAUGCUUGCGGCGUAUAAGGGACAGUGGACGGAUAUUGAUCUGACGGGGAGUCUGGAGCCGCCGAAAGACUUGUUCAUUGAUGUUCGGGUGUUGAAGGAUGCGGGGGAGAUUCAGACGGAGUAUGGGGUUAUCAAUUUGACCACGAACAGCCAGCUCUACGUUCGCCAGGGCGACGUGGAGCGACUCAUCGCGCAGGGUUUCUUGGAGCGAUUGAGUUGA
Molecule: messenger RNA, 642 nt
Organism: Aspergillus clavatus NRRL 1
Lineage: Eukaryota; Fungi; Ascomycota; Eurotiomycetes; Eurotiales; Aspergillaceae
Product: DNA replication protein PSF1
Exons: 3
Coding region: 1-642 (213 amino acids)
Biological process (GO): DNA replication; DNA strand elongation involved in mitotic DNA replication
Cellular component (GO): GINS complex
Source: RefSeq, a predicted model, not a curated record